AUGCGGUGGUGGACAAUAAAUGAAUUUGUGGACGCCAGAGAUCUGAACAUGGGAGCCUGGUUUGAGGCGAAGGUCGUCAACGUCACCAAGACGACCAAGAGCUCAGCCGAGGGAGACGAACAGACUGAGGCGGCGGAGGAGGAGAUCCGCUACCAUGUCACAUACGAGGACUACCCAGACUACGGGGUGGUGGAGAUGGCAGGUAAGGACGUGCGGCCGCGGGCAAGGACGGUCUACCAGUGGCACCAGCUGGAGGAGGGCAUGGUGGUGAUGCUCAACUACAACCCUGACGAGCCCAAGGACCGCGGCUACUGGUACGACGCACAGAUCCAGAGGAAGAAGGAGACGCGCACACAGAGGGAGAUCUACGCCAAGAUACUGCUCGGGGAAGCUGGGGACUCUCUGAACGACUGCCGCAUCAUGUUUGUGACGGAAAUCUACAAGAUCGAGGAAGCGGGCAGCAAGGGUGGAGCAGAACCGGGAUCUGAGAGCCCGCUCAAGAGGUCCAACGGGCCAGAGUGUAAGCACUGUAAGGAUAACCCCAGCAAGAACUGCCGCUGGUGUAACUGCCACGUGUGCGGCGUGAAGCAGGACCCGGACAAGCAGCUGCUGUGUGACGAGUGUGACAUGGCGUUCCACACGUACUGCCUCAACCCUCCGCUGGAGAGCAUCCCUGAAGACGAGGACUGGUACUGCCCAGACUGCAGGAACGAUGUAAAUGAGGUGGUGUUGGCCGGAGAGAAACUGAAGGAGAGCAAGAAGAAGUCCAAGAUGGCGUCCGCUAACUCCUCCAGCCAGAGGGACUGGGGCAAGGGCAUGGCGUGUGUGGGGCGCACCAAGCAGUGUACCAUCGUACCCUCCAACCACUACGGGCGAGUGCCAGGGGUGCCCGUCGGAACCCAGUGGAAGUUCCGUGUACAGGUCAGCGAGUCAGGCGUGCAUAGACCCCAUGUGGCCGGGAUCCACGGGAGGAGCAACGACGGCGCCUACUCUCUGGUGCUCGCCGGCGGCUACGAGGACGACAAGGAUGAUGGAAAUGAGUUUACGUACACAGGCUCUGGGGGGCGGGAUCUGUCUGGGAAUAAGAGAACAGCUGAGCAGUCAUGUGACCAGAAACUGACCAAUAUGAACAGGGCGUUGGCGCUGAACUGUAACGCUCCGGUGAAUGAGAAGAACGGUGCGGAGGCGAAGGACUGGAAGGCGGGCAAACCUGUGCGAGUGGUGCGCAGCUGCAAGGGCCGCAAGCACAGCAAGUUCAGCCCCGAAGACGGCAACCGCUACGACGGCAUCUACAAGGUGCAGAAGUACUGGCCGGAGAAGGGCAAGUCGGGCUUCCUGGUGUGGCGCUACCUGCUGAAGCGGGAUGAUGAUGAGCCCGCCCCCUGGACCAGAGAUGGGAAGGAGCGCGUCAAGAAGCUCGGCCUCACCAUGCAGUACCCUGAUGGCUACCUGGAGGCGGUUGCAGCCAAGGAGAAGGAGAAGGAGAAUAAGGCCAUGGAGCUGGAGGAGGAGCCAGAGACGCCCAGCAAGGGCAAGAGGAAGAGGAAGUCCCAGAAGAUGGAUGCAGAGGAGAAGUCGUCCCCAACGAAGAGCCCGUCUAAGAAGAUGAAGGUGGAGGCGUACAAGCUUAGCCGCGAACAGAAGGCGCUCAUCAAGGAGGACGAGCUCAACAAGAAGCUCUGGGACGAGGCCAUGCAGUCCCUCAGUCUGGGGCCGAAAUUCCUGAAUAAGGUAGAGGAGGUGUUCCUGUGCAUCUGCUGCCAGGAAGUGGUCUUCCAGCCAGUCACCACAGAGUGCCAACAUAAUGUCUGCAGGGAAUGCCUCCAGAGGUCCUUUAAGGCCGAAGUGUACACGUGCCCAGCGUGCCGACACGACCUGGGCAAGAACCACCAGAUGAGCGUCAACAAGUCCCUCCAGGCCGUUCUCACCCAGCUGUUCCCCGGGUACAGCAGUGGCCGAUGAUGCCCGCCCCGCCGCACCGGCACCGCAACACGAACUCUGAGGGCGACCGCCGAUCUCAGUCACUCAUCGCAACGCCACCUCUGUUCCUCUGAUGUAUUUAAAAUGUAAUGACUUUUAAAUCUGGGAGCAGGAGCCGAUGAAAUGCAAUCAGUUUGUGUCUCCGCUGCCUUCAUUUAGCCAGUCAUGUUCAGUAGAGCCCUACACACACACACACACACACACACACCUCGCACUGCCUUCAUUUAGCCAGUCAUGUUCAGUAGAGCCCGACAGCCACAGGGUGAAGCGCUAGCUCUCAUGCCUGGAACAUACCCCCCUACACAAACACACACACACACAACACCGGUGACCAUGGACUGAGAUUUAAUGUGUUUUAUAAAUGGCUGAUGUUUUGUGUAGGAAAUCAGGUCCUUAGUGUCAGCAGUCCACAUCACUGCUGCCCUCAAAUGUCUAGAAUGCUGUACAGUCACACACACACACACACACACACACACACACUCAGGGUGUGCCCAGUUGUAUGAAAUUUGUAGAAAGCAGCUGACCUGAGUUGAAUCCCGUUUGCCCCAGUCCCCUUUGAAGCAGAUUAGAUGAGUUUGCCAUUUCAGUAGCUAUUCUGCCUUUGGGUCGAAAUAAAUGUACACACAGCUCUAAGGUAGGCACAGCCCCUUUCUCGUGUGUGUGUGUGUGUGUGUGUGUGUGCGCGCGCGCGCGUGUGCCUGUCUGUGCGUGUAUGAGUGAGGGAGGUCCGAUUCACCAUGCUGUAUUGACAAUGCUGUGCUUACCUGGACCUCGUGUCCCAGAGUUAACCGUGAGCCCGUUAUAGUAGGAAACACAAGCCGCCCCUCCACUCCGCAAACUUAAUUGCCCUCCCCACCCUGUUGAUUUGAUGUUUAGCUUUAACAUUCCUCUAAGUUACUAUCAUACACUUUACUUUUAUACGCUAUUGGCGCGGUAUAUAAAUCCGUCAUACCUACUUGCUUUUUGAUGUGAUGGAUGUAAUCGCCAGUUUGUAAAUGUAGCCAAGUAAUAUUCCCUCAUAUAUUUGGUUUGUUGUAGCGUUUAAUCCAAAUAUAGUUGCCAUAUGAUUGGAAGAUUGAGAACACCCAAAGAUCCCACUUUGCCUUAACACCGUUCCCAUAGAAACGAUUUUAAGCUGAACCUGUGAGAUGACCAGAUGCGUCUUGGUCCACAUACUUUCCCCGUUACCCUCCCAGUCUUAGCUGAGAAAGCAAAGAGUCAUUUUCUUUCAUUAAAAUCCAGUUAAUUUUGAUUCAGUUUCCAUUUUUAUAAUUGCUUGAGGCUGCAGCUGUUUCCUCUAGAUUUUACCUCAGCGGUUUCUAUUAAUAUUUUAUAGACUGAAUGUAUAUUCUGAAAUUGUUUAUAUUUUAGCACUUGUCCUUAAGUUGUUUUUCCCCUCUCUAGAUGUAGGCUUAUAGCGGUCUCUUGGACACGUUUUAAGUGCAGAUUUUCAAUAAAUUCUUAUUGACCUUUUUUCUAA
Alosa alosa (allis shad) is the source of this 3460-nucleotide messenger RNA. RefSeq names its product ubiquitin-like with PHD and ring finger domains 1 (gene uhrf1). Gene Ontology annotation, molecular function: ubiquitin protein ligase activity; metal ion binding. The transcript is spliced from 16 exons. Bases 1 to 1962 code for a protein of 653 amino acids. Gene Ontology annotation, biological process: negative regulation of gene expression via chromosomal CpG island methylation. NCBI's taxonomy places the organism in Eukaryota, Metazoa, Chordata, Actinopteri, Clupeiformes, Clupeidae. The record is from RefSeq and is a predicted model, not a curated record.